Acanthaster planci (crown-of-thorns starfish) is the source of this 2945-nucleotide messenger RNA. RefSeq lists its product as uncharacterized. Gene Ontology annotation, biological process: establishment or maintenance of epithelial cell apical/basal polarity; Notch signaling pathway; heterophilic cell-cell adhesion. Lineage: Eukaryota; Metazoa; Echinodermata; Asteroidea; Valvatida; Acanthasteridae. Gene Ontology annotation, cellular component: protein-containing complex; plasma membrane. Gene Ontology annotation, molecular function: calcium ion binding; Notch binding. The record is from RefSeq and is a predicted model, not a curated record.
GUUUGUCCAUAAGAGUUUUGAAGUGCUUGCCACGCUAUGCUAUCAGCAAAUGCGCACUGUUACAUGCAAACUUUCAGUAUACCCGAGGGAAAGCAAUCGUAAAACGCGGGGCUAUGUUAGUCAGUCGAUUUCUUUAAGACUGAUAACACCUUUUCGCUCUGAGUUCUCUGCCAGAAGUUCAGUUCGACUGGUCGACGUAACAAUCGCAUCGAUGGUUCAGACAGUUAAAUCAUCAUACUUUACUGCACCGAUGGUCAAGAAAACGCGUGAACGCCCAAACGUGGAUAGGACGUUCGCCGACUGAGCAUGAAUACAUCGAUGAUGAUGAAAAACCAUCUUUCACUUUCAGGUCACUAGAAGGAAGCUUCAUAGUUAAAACCCUCGAAGUGUUUUGACAGUAGAGCUAGGGCUUAUUAUUCGAAGGCCUCUCGUCUUAAGAAGUGUGGAAACGGCUUUAUCUUUACAUAAUUCGGCUAAGGUGGCACUGGACAGCAGCAUUCAGUACGCCGGUCCGACAUGUUCUUAAAGAUUCUACUGGUGUUUGCUGUGUGCGGAUAUGGGGCGUGGAUUCGCAGAUGUAUAGCAUUUGGAGGCUCUGGUAGUGACGCCGCGGAAGAUGAACACGGCUCUGGAGAUCAUUGCUAUCUGGACUACAUCGAGGUUGUUGAAUGUCCCGAGGGUUCAUGUAUACCACUAUCCUGGGUCUGCGAUGGUCAAGACGACUGUAACGAAGGCUACGACGAGUCAUUUUGUGAAAGUGAUCUUUGUGAUGUGAAUCCAUGCCACAAUGGCGGGACGUGCGUCGCCUUAGCCAACGAGACUUUCUGUGUUUGCCCCAGCUUGUUCUACGGUGAUUUCUGUGAACAUGAUGAUAUCUGUGGAGACAACCCUUGUGAGAAUGGUGGCAUUUGCUAUCCGACACCAUGGUUGAUAGGUACACCCUACGUGUGCGUCUGUCCCCCAUCUUGGAUAGGAGACCACUGUGAUGAAGAAAGUGUUAGUUGCAGUAGCGAUGUAUGUGACAAUGGAGGGACUUGCCUGGAAAGUACCUCGUCACCAGGCUCGAUUCAUUGUGCCUGCCCACUUCCGUUCACUGGCCAGUUUUGUGAAUUCGAUUCCACUACAGACACCUGCGCAAGCAACCCAUGCAUGAAUGGUGGAAGUUGCUACACGGCGCCAUGGCUGGACACUGCCUACGAAUGCAUAUGCCCAUCCCAAUGGACUGGCCACAACUGUCAGGAGGGAGCUUACAGUUGCAGCUACAAUCUGUGCCGUCAUGGAGGGACAUGUUUAGAAAGUAGCUCGUUGCCAGGCUCCAUCCACUGUGUCUGUCCGCCUUCGUUCACUGGCCAGUUUUGUGAAAUCGGUGACCUGUGCAUCAGCAACAUCUGCUUGAAUGGAGGGACAUGUCACUGGGACCACUCAGUAAACUCGCUGUAUUGUCAGUGCCCCGAUAUGUUCUCCGGCCAGUUCUGCGAAAUCGAUCUGAGUUGCAGCAGUUUGUGCCUGAACGGAGGGACAUGCUUGACAGACGUCUCGUCUGGCUCUACAUUUUGCCUGUGCCCGCUACAAUUCUCUGGCCAGUUCUGUGAAAUAUAUACCUCCACCAAUGCCUGUGAUGACAAUCAGUGUUCAAACGGUGGAACUUGCUACCCGACGCCGACCACGAGCACUCCGUACACCUGCGUAUGUCCACUCGGGUGGACCGACAAUUUCUGUGAAGAAAGAGUUUCCACCUGCUUGUUUGUGCCGUGUCUUUACGGAGGAACGUGCGACACUUCCGCCAAUGGUGGCUGUACCUGCCUCGAUGGUUACACGGGCACAUACUGCGAAACUCGACUGCCUUGCACAAUAUCCCCAUGUGAAAACGGUGGGAGCUGCCUCAACAUUGGGGACUUCAGCUUCUGCUCGUGCACCUCAGGAUACACUGGCGUAUUUUGCGAGGAAGAAUUGACCUGUGGGGAGUCCGGCUGUGUUAACGAUGGCCUCUGUGUUCUGUCUCGGGGCGACGGUGUUGCAAGUUGCAUAUGUAGACAAGGCUACACAGGAGAGUAUUGUGAAACAGUCAUGGCUUGUGCUGCGGUAUCAUGCCAAAAUGGCGGCACAUGUGUCGCAUCCGACGAUGGGGCUACUGCCUUUUGUGUGUGCGCAGAUCAGUUCACCGGACAGUUUUGCCAAUCAGCACUUAAUCCGUGCAGCAGUUCGCCUUGCGGAAACCGCGGCACUUGCAGCGCUGUAACUUCAGACAGUGCUAACACUUAUGCCUGCAGCUGCUUUGACGGGUGGACGGGCCCUUCCUGCGAGCUCAGCUCAGAGGGGUCGACGGGAUUGGCCACAGGUGUGGCUAUCGGUGCAGCAGCGGGUGGAUUGGUGGUGGUCCUGAUCAUUGUUGCCAUCGUGGUGGCUGUUUGCUGUUGCAUGGUUAGAAAAAACCACAGCCCUCCUCCACAACUCAGUGCUGGACCAGCAGCCACGGUCAGCAAUCCCCGGUACUCCUCUGAGCUCAAGCCACCCAAGUACGGGGACAAGAGCAGCGUACCGCCCCCACCCUAUGAGUACAUGGACCCUAUCUCUGCCCCUGGCGUGCAGGUGCCCCCUCGUCCCACCAGCCCGACCUCCUCGGGGUACCAGAUGCCCAUGCAACCCCUAUCCACAUCGCAGAAGAAACCUGCUAUGUCCUUGCGGACACCUGAGGAGGAGUAUGCGUAUGCGAACAACGUUUACGAGGAACUGGACGCCGAGUCCCAGAUGUACGUGGAACCUAAUUCCCAUGAUGUCAACAAGAAUAGCUCGAAAGGUGACCAGGCCUACAUGGACCUGACUGAGUAGUUUCAAACUUGUUUCCCUUUCCACAGAUAGUGCAGUGGUUUCUUUCCAAAUUGCAGCUUUAUUUCUCUCUCCAGUUUCACCUGAUUUUUUUUUCUCCUGCCACCCUCCUCCCCCCC